Molecule: messenger RNA, 3951 nt
Organism: Myotis lucifugus (little brown bat)
Lineage: Eukaryota; Metazoa; Chordata; Mammalia; Chiroptera; Vespertilionidae
Gene: PMEPA1
Product: prostate transmembrane protein, androgen induced 1
Exons: 3
Coding region: 2399-3034 (211 amino acids)
Biological process (GO): negative regulation of transforming growth factor beta receptor signaling pathway
Cellular component (GO): early endosome membrane; Golgi membrane
Molecular function (GO): R-SMAD binding
Source: RefSeq, a predicted model, not a curated record
UUGCGUCAGGCGCAGCCUCAGUGUGUCACCAGGUUGCCAGGGCAAGGAGCGGCCGCUCUGGUCCCUUCAGCGGGAACACUGGGUGCUCAGCCCGAGCCCCCGUGUAUGCAGAGGGCUCGGCUGCUCGGAAGGGAUCCAGGCUUCCGCAGCCAGGGCUCGCCUGUGUGCUUGGUCGUUGCUGCUGUUACCCCAGCGACGGGCCACCAGCUGCAAUGCACAGUCUGGUCUUCACUUACCCGUUUUACAGAGAACUGGCUCAGAGAGGUGGGAACACUAGCCUGAGGCCUCACAGCUCUUCAGUGGCGGUUUGAGAGGUUUGAGAGCCCACAGCCCGUUUGUUCUCCCUCGGGGCUGGGGCAAGUGAGGGCCUUUUGCACAAAGGAGAAUACGCCAGCCCUAUAGGCAUGCUCCAGGUGGAUUCCCUUCCCUCCGAGCCCGAGUGAGCAUCUGUGGAAUGGGUGGAGCUGGCCUUUCUCCCGCUGCCCCAUGUGGUCCAGCCUAUGAGGAUGAAGUUGGCGAGAGUGUGGAGGUGCAGAGGCUCCCGGGGGAGGCGUGCCUGCUUCCACGGAGGGAGGCAGCUCUGUGGCAGCACCUAGGACUUCACGCCCAGACAGAGGUUAGGACUCAGGAGACCCAGGGCUAAAAGAAAGGUGCCCCUCCCCCCUGCCCUCUACCCAGUCACCUGCACAGGUCCCCAGGGACGCCUAGAUGGGUAAACACAGCCUUGUUAGGCCUGUGGCAGCUCCCCUGGGGACCCCCUGCCAGACAGGGCGUGUCUGAGGAGUCUCCGGGCCCAGCAACCUCCCAGAGAGACCCAAACCCUGCCACAGUCUGCCUGGGGCUGGGCCCAGCGGCCUGGCUGCCCUGCCGUGGCCCCUUCUCGGGGUGACUUUCUGGGUGUUUGUGUCCUCACUGGCAUGCAGUCAAGCCCAUUCCCAUGGAAUCUUCCCUGGUGGCUGUGCUUGCCCCAGAGCAACGUUGUUAGUGAUGUAACCGACCGUCUGCCCCACCAAGCAGGAACUAGCUCACUCUCUGGCCCUUUAGGAAACAGUUCGCAGACCCCUGGUUCUACAUGGGGAAGCCAUGCCAGGCUGGAUGGGCUCACCACAAGGAAGCUUCUAGAAAGAAAAGGAGCCAGAUGGAGCCUGAGGUGCUAGGGAUGGGAGGUGGGCAAGAAGGAGCUGUCAGGAACAACCCUGGGGGUCUGGCAUUUGAUCUGGGGGUUGGGGCCAUUCACUGAAUUGGGGAACAAGGCGAGGAAGAACCGGCCUCUUGGCAGGGGUUCUACUUGAGUGCAGUGCUGUCUUGGCGGUGGGUUCUGGGCCAGGCUGGGGGCAGCUGGGCUGCUGUGGGAGCCUCCAGGCAGGCGUCUGGCCCGGUGGCUGGUUCCUGGAACUCCCUGAAGGAGGAGGUGACCUCCAGGUGCAGGAGUUGGAGGUAGUCAGUGGCAGGGAUGGUGGGUGGUUCUGGGUCUGCAGUGGGGCACCCAGGCGCUGACAGGUGUUUCGUAACCUUCCUGGGUGGUGCUACUUUGCAACCAGGUGGAGAACCUCUGGGCUAGGGCUCCACCGGUGGGGGUGGAGGUGGGGAAGAGGUGUUGGCGGCCACGUCCUGCCGGGCUUAGCUGGAGGCCUCACAGGAGGCUUUUAGAGGGGCUUGUGUGGGUCACAUUUCAUCCAAGACGCCUUGGCUGCUUGCACCCCUCCCCAGGGCUCCGAUUCCACUUGGGAGCAGGUGGUUGGUUGACUGGGAGAAUUGAAAUGAUGCUUAAAAGAGCUUAUCACAGUGCCUGACACCAAGGCAGCAAUUGAUAUGGCAUUAUUAAUAUUAGUCCCAAAAUGGCCAUGGACGACCACAUUAACAGUAACAGUGUAUGUCUGCUCUCUGCUUCCCCACACCUGGAACAUACUAGGCCCCAUGAGUCUUCCUGGUUUAGUCAGUGCAUUCCUGUUGGGACAGUUUUGAGAGACACAGGGCCGCCUAGUGGCCAUGUCGAAAAUUGCAGCCCUCCAGGGAAUCCUCAACUGGGAGCCCUCCAGAAAACGUGCUCCCAGUGAAAUGAAUGGGAUGAUGGAUGAGUUUGUUAUUCUGAUUGUGGUGAUGGGUUCCUGGAAUAUACAUGAGCCAAAGUUUAGCCACGUUAUAUACUUUGAAUAUGUGCAGUUUAUUAUAUGUCAGGUAUAUCUCAAUAAAGCUAGUUUUAAUUUUUAAUUUUUUUGCCCCUCCGAUGAACUGAUCCUGGUGUGGGGCUCCCACUUUCCUGGCCCUCGGGUCUCUCCACAUGAAACAGGAAUCUCAGUACAGAGGGAGGGGUCUUUCGUCAGAUGAUAGAGGUCCCGGGAACCUCGGGCAGGGUUUCCAGCUCGGUGGGAGCUGAGGGCCCCGAUGUCUGCAGAGCAUGCUGUUUCUUGUCCCCUGGUCCCUCUGUGAGGAAGGAUGCCUCUGGCCCUCAGACAGCACCGUGUCCGGCAGUGGAAUCCCAGAGCCUCAGGUCUACGCCCCACCGAGGCCCACGGACCGCCUGGCCGUGCCCCCCUUCGCCCAGCGGGACCGCUUCCACCGCUUCCAGCCCACCUACCCCUACCUGCAGCAUGAGAUCGACCUGCCGCCCACCAUCUCGCUGUCGGACGGGGAGGAGCCGCCGCCCUACCAGGGCCCCUGCACCCUCCAGCUGCGGGACCCCGAGCAGCAGCUGGAGCUCAACCGCGAGUCGGUGCGCGCGCCCCCAAACAGGACCAUCUUCGACAGCGACCUGAUGGACAGCGCCAUGCUGGGCGGCCCCUGUCCCCCCAGCAGCAACUCGGGCAUCAGCGCCACGUGCUACGGGGGCGGCGGGCGCAUGGAGGGGCCGCCCCCCACCUACAGCGAGGUCAUCGGGCACUACCCCGGGUCCGCCGCCUUCCAGCAUCAGCAGAGCAGCGCGCCGGCCUCCCUGCUGGAGGGGGCCCGGCUGCACCCCGCGCACCUCGCGGCCCUGGAGAGCGCCGCCGCCUGGAGCCAAGAGAAGGAGAAACAGAAGGGACACCCUCUCUAGGGUCCCGGCGGCGGCCAGGGCAGCGGUGGGUGAAAAGGCAAAACACUCCGCACUUCUAAGAAGAGAGAGGAGGCCGGGCCGGACACGCGCGUCGCCAUCCCCUCCCCCUCCCUGUGUAUAAAAAUAGUUACAUGUCUGUCUGGUCCGGAUGCACAAGCUAAGAAAGCUUGCAAAACAGAACACACACACACACACACACACAACCCAUGUUUCUUUGUUGAGCCGUGUCUUGAAGGCAAAAGAGAAAAAACAGUUCUCCCCUAGUUUUUUCUGUUGCUAGUCGAGCUUCGUGAAGGCUUCCUUUCGUUUGUUGAUGACGAUUUCACUUAACUUUAAAAACAUAUUUGCACAAAACCUUUGUUUAAAGAUCUGCAAUAUUAUAUAUAAAAAUAUAUAUAAAGUAAGAGAAACUGUAUGUGCGAGGGCAGGAGUAUUUUUGUAUUAGAAGAGUCCUAUUAAAACACACACAGGUUGUUUUCUGAGCUAGAAGAGAAAGUGGCCCCUUUGGCGCGCCGUCUCAGAACGUGUGUAUUACCUUGUAAAGAAAGCAAUGACAGAGCAGGGGUCUAGAGUUAUUUAUAUAAAUGUUGAGCUUUUGCACUAUUUUUUAAUAUAAAUAUGUCAGUGCUUGUUUGACGGAAACUUUUAUCAUGUUUGUCGAGACUCUAAGGGAGAGAUGCCCAGCCCGGCGGCGGGCAGAGGGGCUCCGCCUGGGCGGAGAGGCUGGGACAGGCGCUCCGCUCCGCAGUGGGCGCUGUGCCUGGGGUAGGCUCUUCCCUCCUUACACAUUCCCGCCCGAAGGGGACACGUUUCCUCCUCGGGGUCAGAACAGCCUUUGAAUCGCAUGACAUAGAGGCACCGAGUUCCAGGUGGUGGCUUUGCCUUCCCCAACUGAAAAUAAACUGUUACUGAAGGAA